GUGACAAGUGAUAAGUGACUUUUGGAGCAAAUGAGGUUAAGUUGUGCCGAUAUUGUCUCUUUUACUAAAUAAAGGUAUAUUCAACAUCUAUCUGCGAAACAUUUGUUCCUCUACUGUCAAUCAUGACGCUCACAAAUAAGAUGGAUAUCGAUGAGAAGAAUGCUAAAGGUGAAGGCUUUAAACCAUAUUACAUUACGAAGAUUGAGGAAUUGCAAUUAAUUGUUGCUGAAAAAAGUCAAAAUUUAAGGAGAUUGCAAGCGCAACGUAAUGAACUCAACGCGAAAGUACGCAUGCUACGGGAAGAAUUACAACUCCUACAAGAACAGGGUUCCUAUGUAGGAGAAGUAGUUAAACCCAUGGAUAAGAAGAAAGUCUUAGUCAAAGUACAUCCAGAAGGCAAAUUUGUAGUAGACAUAGACAAGAACAUCGACAUCAAUGACGUGACUCCAAACUCGCGUGUCGCUCUACGCAAUGAAAGUUAUACUCUGCAUAAAAUACUGCCGAAUAAAGUUGAUCCACUUGUCUCUCUUAUGAUGGUAGAGAAAGUGCCGGAUUCUACGUAUGAAAUGGUUGGAGGUUUGGAUAAACAGAUAAAGGAGAUAAAAGAGGUCAUAGAAUUGCCGGUCAAGCAUCCAGAAUUGUUUGAUGCUCUUGGAAUCGCGCAGCCUAAAGGUGUAUUGCUAUAUGGACCACCAGGCACCGGCAAGACCUUACUUGCAAGAGCAGUCGCGCAUCAUACUGAGUGCACCUUCAUUCGUGUAUCUGGAUCGGAGUUAGUUCAAAAGUUUAUUGGAGAGGGUUCGCGUAUGGUUCGUGAGCUUUUCGUCAUGGCAAGAGAACAUGCACCGUCUAUAAUAUUUAUGGAUGAAAUUGAUUCCAUUGGAAGUUCCCGGAUUGAAUCUGGAUCCGGUGGCGAUAGUGAAGUACAACGUACCAUGUUAGAAUUGCUUAAUCAAUUAGAUGGUUUUGAAGCAACGAAGAACAUAAAGGUCAUUAUGGCUACAAACAGAAUUGAUAUCUUAGAUCCAGCAUUAUUGCGACCCGGGCGUAUCGAUCGUAAGAUCGAAUUUCCACCUCCAAAUGAAGAGGCUAGAUUGGACAUUUUGAAGAUUCAUUCUAGGAAAAUGAAUUUGACACGUGGUAUAAAUCUUAGAAAGAUAGCUGAACUUAUGCCCGGUGCAUCAGGAGCAGAAGUCAAGGGUGUUUGCACAGAAGCUGGAAUGUAUGCUCUUAGAGAACGUCGAGUUCACGUAACUCAAGAAGAUUUUGAGAUGGCUGUAGCAAAGGUGAUGCAAAAGGAUUCGGAAAAGAACAUGUCAAUCAAGAAAUUAUGGAAAUAAUCAGCUUUGCAAUUUUUUCAAAUCAUACUAAUAAUAUAUUAUUGUACUUUUUCUUAAGCGAAUUUUAAUCAAAUAGCAAAAGCAAUGUAUUUAACAUACAAAUUUCAUUCAUAAAAUUAGA
Messenger RNA from Mycetomoellerius zeteki, 1461 nucleotides. RefSeq names its product 26S proteasome regulatory subunit Rpt6 (gene Rpt6). The record is from RefSeq and is a predicted model, not a curated record. NCBI's taxonomy places the organism in Eukaryota, Metazoa, Arthropoda, Insecta, Hymenoptera, Formicidae. The transcript is spliced from 6 exons. Bases 123 to 1340 code for a protein of 405 amino acids. Gene Ontology annotation, molecular function: ATP hydrolysis activity; ATP binding.